Molecule: messenger RNA, 733 nt
Organism: Maniola jurtina (meadow brown)
Lineage: Eukaryota; Metazoa; Arthropoda; Insecta; Lepidoptera; Nymphalidae
Gene: Ras64B
Product: ras-like protein 2
Exons: 4
Coding region: 118-717 (199 amino acids)
Biological process (GO): signal transduction
Cellular component (GO): plasma membrane
Molecular function (GO): GDP binding; GTP binding; GTPase activity
Source: RefSeq, a predicted model, not a curated record
CUGCGUGAAAACAAACGUUGCAAUUGAAUCAUCCGUGACCGUCAUUAGAAAUUUAGAAAAUAUACCCAAUUAUUUUCAAAUAAUUUGUUUAUUUCGUGUUAUAGUACUAAAAAGAAAAUGUCGCGACCCGGGGACAGACCGAAUCAAGCACAAACAUACAAACUUGUCGUGGUAGGCGGCGGAGGUGUUGGAAAGAGUGCUAUCACAAUUCAAUUUAUACAGAGCUACUUUGUGACUGACUAUGACCCCACCAUUGAGGACAGCUACACCAAGCAGUGUGUCAUUGAUGACAUUCCAGCUAAGUUGGACAUUCUCGACACAGCAGGGCAGGAAGAAUUCAGCGCCAUGAGGGAGCAGUACAUGCGUUCAGGCGAGGGAUUCCUACUUGUGUUCUCAGUGGCCGACCAUGCCAGCUUUGAGGAACUGUUCAAGUUCCACAAGCAGAUCCUGCGUGUCAAGGACCGGGAUGAGUUCCCCAUGCUCAUGGUCGGGAAUAAGGCUGACUUGGAGCACCAGAGACUGGUAACACUGGACGAAGCGCAAGCCCUUUCCCGCCAGUUAAAAGUCCCAUACAUUGAGUGUAGUGCCAAAGCGCGCAUGAACGUAGACCAGGCCUUCCACGAGCUCGUCAGACUGGUGCGGAGGUUCCAAGAGGCAGAGAGAAUCCACAUCAAGUCUGAACACAGGAACAAGAAGAAAAAGUGCACCAUCUUGUAACGUCGUAUGUAGUGAG